AUGUUUUCUUCCAAAACUGAGUAUGACAGAGGUGUAAACACCUUCAGCCCCGAGGGACGAAUUUUCCAGAUUGAGUACGCGAUUGAGGCGAUUAAGCUGGGAAGCACAAGUCUUGGAAUCCAAACCCCCGAUGCGGUUGUAAUUGCCGCUGAAAAGCGGGUUCCUUCCGUGCUGGUGGACCCUUCCAGCAUGAAUAAGAUUUUAGAGAUCGAUUAUCACAUGGGAACCGUAUUGAGUGGCAUGGUGGCGGAUGCACGGAUUCUCGUCGAGCAUGCUCGUGUGGAGGCGCAGAAUCACCGUUUCACCUACGAUGAGCCAAUGCGCGUUGAGUCGUGUGCGUUGGCCACCUGCGAUUUAUCUGUUCGAUUCGGUGAAAGUGGGGGACGCAAGAAGCUGAUGUCCAGACCAUUUGGCGUUUCACUUCUUAUUGCCGGUGUCGAUGAAAACGGUCCACAGCUCUGGCAAACAGACCCUAGCGGCACCUACACACGUUACGACGCUCAAGCGAUUGGUGCUGGUGCCGAAGCUGCUCAGACCGUGUUUAAUGAAAUUUAUCAUCGCAACAUGACUGUUGAGGAGGCAGAAACGCUUGCAGUGCGAAUCCUGAAGCAGGUGAUGGAAGAAGAACUGACCAAAAGCAACAUUGAGAUUGCCAUUGUUCCUGCAUGUACAGGCAAGCUGGAAGUAUAUGAUCAGACAAAAAUACAAAGAAUCAUUGAUCGACUGACGGAAGAGUAA
Trypanosoma cruzi is the source of this 738-nucleotide messenger RNA. RefSeq names its product proteasome alpha 5 subunit, putative. Gene Ontology annotation, cellular component: nucleus; proteasome core complex; proteasome core complex, alpha-subunit complex. The coding region runs from base 1 to 738 and encodes 245 amino acids. NCBI's taxonomy places the organism in Eukaryota, Euglenozoa, Kinetoplastea, Trypanosomatida, Trypanosomatidae. The transcript has a single exon. The record is from RefSeq and is a predicted model, not a curated record. Gene Ontology annotation, biological process: proteasome-mediated ubiquitin-dependent protein catabolic process.